Messenger RNA from Pelecanus crispus (Dalmatian pelican), 976 nucleotides. The record is from RefSeq and is a predicted model, not a curated record. Lineage: Eukaryota; Metazoa; Chordata; Aves; Pelecaniformes; Pelecanidae.
AAAAUGUACAAAGAUGAAGCAGAUAAGAUGCUCUGUAACUAUUCUGCUGUCCCAGACACUCCAGAGAUGGAGAGGAUAAAAAGUACUCAGAAAAACAUCAGUUCAGUGUUUUAUAAGAAGGAAGUAGGAGCUGGCACAGCUGUAAAAGAGACUCCAGAGAUUGAAAGAGUAAAGAAAAAUCAACAGAAUAUUAGUUCGAUUAAAUACAAGGAAGAAAUUCAGCAUGCAACUAUUAUUUCUGACCCACCCGAAUUAAGGAGAGUUAAGGAAAACCAGAAGAAUAUUAGCAAUGUUCAGUACAAAGAACAGCUCUGCAAAGCUACACCUGUGAGCGUCACCCCUGAGAUCGAAAGAGUCAAGAGGAAUCAAGAGAAUGUCAGCAUGGUUCACUACAGAGAGCAGCCUGGCAAAGCUACCGCUGUGAGUGUCACUCCUGAGAUAGAGAGAGUCAAGAAGAAUCAAGACAAUAUCAGCUCGGUCAAGUACAGCAGUGAUCAGAGGCAGAUGAAAGGUAGACGUAGUGUGCUUCUAGACACACCUGAGCUAAGGCAUGUCAAAGAAACACAAAACAACAUCUCAAUGGUAAAAUACCAUGAAGAUUUUGAGAAGACAAAGGGCAGAGGCUUCACCCCAGUCGUAGAUGAUCCUGUAACAGAGCGUGUGCGGAAAAACACCCAAAUUGUGAGUGAUGCAGCAUAUAAAGGUGUGCAUCCACAUAUCGUUGAAAUGGAUAGAAGACCUGGAAUAAUUGUUGAUCUUAAAGUUUGGCGCACAGAUCCUGGCUCCAUCUUCGACAUUGAUCCUCUGGAGGACAAUAUUCAGUCUAGGAGUCUGCAUAUGCUUUCUGAAAGAGCAAGCCGUUACAGUAAGCAGUAUUUACAUUCUACCAGUUUGGGAGAUUAUAAAUCAGAUGGCUCUGACACGAACCCUACCUUUUCUUACUGCAGUGAGAUAACAAGGCCAUCUGAUGAAGAAG